AAACUUUCUCAUUUCUGGGUUUUUUAAAUAAUUUCAUUUUGUUUAUUGAAAGGAUCUUCCUGUCAUAUGAUCCAAAGGUUAGAGUUUUUGUCUGUCUUGCUUGUAAACUCAUCCUCUUAUUUUCUUUACAUAAAACCCACUCUCAAGACUCGGCUUUUCUUCAAAUCUCCAAACCUGCGAGCUUCAAAAGAUUGACCCUUUCAUGGUUCAAAGCUUGUAGCUUCCUCUCAUUUCUUGACAAAACCCCUAAUUAACCCUUUCAUUCUUAUUCUCUUGAUCUAUCAAAAACGGGAAAAAAAAUGUUCAGUACCCAAAGCAAAACCGACCUUGCUUUGGAAUUGCAAACACAGUUUCCAAUCUUAAGGCCAAGCAUCCAUUCAAGAAGGGCUAAUCUCACGGUGAAAUUCCAAGACCUUUAUGGGUUUACAGUUGAAGGCAAUGUGGAUGAUGUUAAUGUGUUGAAUGAGGUAAGAGAAAAAGUAAGGCAACAGGGUCGAGUUUGGUGGGCACUUGAAGCAAGCAAAGGAGCCAAUUGGUAUUUGCAGCCACAAGUUUCUUCAAUAUCUCAAGCUAUUGUGUUGAAAUCGUCACUGAAAUUGUCGGCUUUGGCUAAUUCUAUUACACUGAAGAAGCUUAUUAGGAAAGGUAUUCCCCCUGUACUUAGGCCUAAGGUUUGGUUUUCGCUUUCUGGUGCUGCCAAGAAGAAGUCUACGGUGCCUGAAAGUUAUUAUAAUGAUUUGACGAAGGCAGUAGAUGGUAAGGUCACACAUGCUACAAGACAGAUCGAUCAUGACCUUCCACGAACCUUCCCCGGUCAUCCAUGGUUGGACACUCCAGAGGGCCAUGCUGCUCUCCGGCGGGUGCUUGUGGGGUAUUCUUUUCGCGAAUCUGAUGUAGGCUACUUUCAGGGCCUAAAUUAUGUUGCUGCACUGCUAUUGCUCGUUAUGAAAACGGAGGAAGAUGCAUUUUGGAUGCUUGCCGUCCUCCUCGAGAAUGUUUUAGUUAAUGACUGCUAUACAAAUAACUUAUCUGGAUGCCAUGUUGAGCAAAGGGUUUUUAAAGAUUUGCUUGCCAAGAAGUGCCCGAGGAUUGCUGCUCAUUUGGAAGCAUUGGAAUUUGAUGUCUCCCUCGUCGCUACCGAGUGGUUCCUUUGCCUCUUUUCUAAAAGCUUGCCUUCAGAGACAACUCUGCGGGUGUGGGAUGUCCUUUUCUACGAGGGGGCAAAGGUUCUUUUUCAUGUGGCAUUGGCUAUAUUUAAGAUGAAGGAAGAUGAGUUGCUUGUAACACAUCAGGUUGGCGAUGUUAUUAAUAUUUUACAGAGAACGACUCAUCACCUUUUCGAUCCUGAUGAGCUAUUGACAGUUGCAUUUGAUCAGAUCGGUUUUAUGACGACAAACACCAUAUCAAAGCAAAGGAAAAAGCAAGAACCAGAAGUAAUGAAAGAUCUUGAUCAGAGACUAAGAAGACUGAACUCUCUCAGAACUGAUGAUAAAUAACAGUUUCUUGAAUGUGAAGAAUCUAGUCGUAAGUCGAAGGAUAUGGAAUUAAUACUAUUGUGUCCUCACUGCCAAAGACCAGGUAAAAUGUAGCUUUUGUAACCCAUAGGCAGUUUUAAACAGUUUAAGUUACUUUGCUAAUGAAUUCAGUGUUGUUUUUCUCUGCC
Molecule: messenger RNA, 1663 nt
Organism: Hibiscus syriacus
Lineage: Eukaryota; Viridiplantae; Streptophyta; Magnoliopsida; Malvales; Malvaceae
Product: growth hormone-regulated TBC protein 1-A-like
Exons: 7
Coding region: 300-1496 (398 amino acids)
Source: RefSeq, a predicted model, not a curated record